Messenger RNA from Leptidea sinapis, 3424 nucleotides. RefSeq lists its product as uncharacterized. The transcript has 2 exons. NCBI's taxonomy places the organism in Eukaryota, Metazoa, Arthropoda, Insecta, Lepidoptera, Pieridae. Bases 220 to 1116 code for a protein of 298 amino acids. The record is from RefSeq and is a predicted model, not a curated record.
AUUGCGUUCGCCGCUCAGUGUCAGUAGUCAGUAGAGGACGUUAGCCCGCGUCCGCCGAACGCUUUCCUACGCAGUCAUCACACGUCUGCGACACUUCGCGCACGCGACGACGAUACUGCCUGAGAGCGUGGCGAGUGCACCGUGAUGUUUGUGCUGUGAUCUAGUGUACUUCACGUGGUAACCAACCUCUUGUGCUCUGGAUUGAUCGAGUUCACGAAAAUGGGUGAUUCAUUAGUGAAAGAGGACCCACUCUCAAGAAUCCAGCGGGAGAUAAUAGAAGUAACGGAGAGAGAGCGCGAGUUCAAGGAGGGACACUUCAGGAUCAAUAGAUUGAUGUCGGAAUCUACGAUUGACGUGAACAAACAAAACGGUCACGUUAACGGGAAUGGGAUCGACAAGCCAAAAACGUUGAACAGAGCCGUCUCCACGUCCCAGCUGCUCGGACCUAUAGCACCCUCGCCUCCCGCCACGCCUACCUUGCUAAGCACCAACGGCUAUACGCGAAGAUUCACCCCGCAAACAGGAACCAAAGGUUUAAUGCAAAGGUUUAUCGCAAACAAGGGAAAACUUCCGGUCACAUCUCCAGUAGGAGCGACCCCACCGUCCCCGGUCGCCAUCCCCGUGGCUCCCGCCUUUCCGCUGACCCCUAUAAUUCCCAUCUUACCACCAGAGGCUAUCACGCGGGCACCUGAAGGAAAACCCGUGAGGAAAGGUUUCGUCCCUGUCGAGGAGAAGAUCCAAAAGGAACUCCAAGAUAUGAAAAACAGGGAACACGAACUGAAACGAAUGAGGAAGAAAUACAAACCUUUCGAUCUAGAGCUCAGCGAUAAUGAAACUGAUUCAGAGUCUGAAGACGAAGAGAUCCCUCAGCCGGGAAAGUUGAAAGCCACGAAGUCUAUAGGAGAAUUAUACGAAGCUUUGAAUGAGGACGUAAGGUCACCCUCACCGAGAAAUAGCUCGGGGAACGACUCAUUAGGAAGUUUAAAACCUGCCAAAUCACUGGCUGAACUUUGUGAUCUAGGACCCGGCCAAGAGUUCCUCGCGCCCAGUUCCACACGGCUUAUCGCCCAAUGGGAGUCUAUCAUACAGCAGAAGCAAGAAGCGGGCGCAGCAUAGUGUUAGGUAACGGAAUGAGUAAUGUUAAAGUGUAUGACGCCAAAUUGGAUCGAAACAAACUCGUUGGAGCGGAAACGUUAGCGUCGACUGACGGAAGGAGCGUCUCCUGGACGCCGCGGUCGAACUGUAACGGAAUGUUUUGAAGGAGCGUGCCGACUGACUGGUAUGUCGUGAUCGUUCAAUUUAUCAGCUAACCCGCUAACGGUAUACAGAGCUCGAUGUCCGCGUGAAACAUUUCAAUCGCUCGAUUUCAUAUUUUUUCGGCCAAUCGAUUGUGUAGCAAUUAAUUUUCUAAAGAUCGCGAACAAUGCAAAUGAUGGUAACGAUAAUUACGUCGCGAAAGCGGCCAAUAUGUUGUUCGGUUUCACUGCUCGGUGGGAGCUGAUGGUUUCAACCCAUUGUUUGAUAGUUUUGAGGCGCAUUCAUGAGAACCUCCCGUUUUUACGUCGGCGCUUUCCCGACAGUAUUGAGCAGUAAUACACACGGUAGUGAUGUCGCUUUGUGAGUGGAUCUCAAGGAUUCACGCGUGCCUUAAUUUAUUAGUAAGUUCGUUGCUGUAAGUUAAUUAUUGAUUUUUAUAUUUUUGUAUCACAUCUUGCCUACUUUAUUCCUUUCAAGUGUUAUCAGUAUUUAAAGGACAUCCAAAGUUUAUGUCUGAGUGAAAAAUAUUCAAAGCCAAACAUGUUUUAAAUUUUAAACAAAAAUGAAUUCCGAAUCAAAAUUGAACUUCCUAAUUUUUGUGUUGGUAGUUUUCAAACUGCAAGAGAAGCCUUUUUAAUUUUAGGUUGAAGCUCAAACAUCGGCGUCACGUGGCCUGAUGUUGACGAGCGCGGUACGGUACUAUACGAUUGCCGUACUGCCCCCUCUUCAUCUCGUUACGGUGUGUGCACGUACUCAUACUACACUGACCUUUUUAGAUUUGCAUAUAACUCGUUGUCUAUGGCUAAGUUUAAUUGGUAAUGAUUAAAAAAGAACACGUUUAGGCGAAAUUUAUUUAUUGGAGUUGUUUACUGAAUGAGCAGGAACUGCUCGGUGCGCGGGCCACUGACCACCGAUCACUUUCAGUUGUAGUGGCGCUGCUAGCGUGGCACGACCACGUUGCGGCCGGCUCGUGCAUAUUCAUUGGUUAAUUGAGAAGAUACUUUCUAUCCGUUUUCGCUCUUCUUGUUUCUGUAUUUUACUUUUAUCAUACUUAAGUAUAACAAUAUUUACUGUCUUCGUUCAAUCUGGUUAUUCGAUUCAUGGUAAUUUUUUUUUAAGGUCGGUUUCUGUAGAUACCUAUAUCGAUGCUGAGAAUAUAAUAGUUUUAAAAGGAAUACAUUUAUAUCUAAUAAUAUUGUGAUCUGUGUUCAAUACUGCUUGUAACAAAUCUUUUACUGUAAUUUUAUCUGUAGUCAACAUUACAACUUCGUGCUACAGAUAAUUAAUGUAGAAACAGCACGUCGCAAUGUUGUCUAUAUAUUUUUAUAAGGCCUUGUUUACUCUUUCUUAAAUAAAAGCUGUUCUCGUACCAACUCAUACCUAUAAAAGGCCGGUUAGUAAGCAGUUUGUAAAGACAGCCUGCCUGUUUGUACGUUUUUAAAUGUUGAUAUAACUUUACAAUAUAUAAUUAACGGUAAAUACCAUUCUAUUUCAUGAACUCUUGAGUCUAAUUGCGGUAACGAGCUGAGAUGUUCUUGAGAUUUUAGUUAGUAAUAGUGUAGUGUGUUAGGGGACUGUAGGUUUCAUGAGUUAACUUCGUCAAUUAUAAAAAAUAAACAUCGAAGAAUUUAUAUUUAGACCAAACAUGGCGACUAUAGUUUAUUAAAGAAUGAAUUUAAUAUUGUUUUAAGCACAAGUAGUCAGUUUGCAAGAAUGUAAAGCAGUUUUUAUGAAUCGAGCCAUUGUUUCGAUAUUACUUUUGAUAAUUUUUAUAUAAAUGAACUAAUUGUGGGUGAUACUGAUCGAGUGUUCGUUACUGUCUACCAUAAUAAUUAUAAAUAGUCAAUUUAUUUUAUAGGAAUUGUAUUAUGUUAUUAAAUAUAUUCGUGCGUCGUUAUCAAUGAAAUUACGAGCUAAUCUAAUCAGUGCCAGAUACAUGCCGAUACAAUACUUUACCUGCUAUUGUUGUUGAAAUAAUACAAAAUAUCUAAUAUUAUGUAAAUUCUAUGUGAUAUUGAAUAUUGCCUUAUUGUUAAAAUGUAAUAUAUUAAAUUACCUAUACAUUAUCAAAUUGCAUACAAAUCCCAUAUAUACAAAAUGUGCUGUAAUAUAUUGUAAUUAAUUUAUAUUUGUUAGGGGUAUCGCAAUAAAUGUUGUCAUAAAUAUU